AAUCCCUAUUACCAUAAUUCAAAUAAUUGUUUUUGGACCCGACCCGGUGGUUGACCCGUUCUGGCCACCGGGUCUGGUUUAAUCGGUUGAACCAAUUCACCGACCGGUCCAACCGGUUGACUAAAAAUAGUAAAAAACUUAAAAGGUUGAGCGGAGAGAACAAUGACUGGCGAAGGAGAGGCAGAUCUGUUCUGUCGGUGGAAGAAGAAGGUGAGCCGCGAAGGGCUGAGAUCGGGGCGUUGCCGACGGCUGGGAUCGAGGAGGCAGUUGGCCGACGGUGACUUUGCCUGCUCUGUUUCGUUUAUCCUGCGUCUGGGUUUUGCUUCUGCACAAACGAAGGGUUUGCUUUCUAGUUUUGUUUCUGCACAGGGCUGGAAGCCGCCGACGAAGGUGGCUGAGAUUGGGCAGGUAAAGGCCGACGGUGGUGACUGGCUGGUGAUUGUUUGUCUCUUCCCCUGCUCUGUUUUCUUUUUGAUUUUUGGUGGGUUUUCUUUUGCACUGUAAUGAGAAUGAGAUAGAAAACUCGAUUGUUUGAGACUUUAGUUUUGUUUUUUUAAUUGAAUUUAUCUUUUAAUUUCUAAUUUAAAUGUGUAAUUUUUAUUGUAAUAACAUAAAAAAAUAAAAUAGGAUAGGAAAA
Rubroshorea leprosula is the source of this 637-nucleotide messenger RNA. Lineage: Eukaryota; Viridiplantae; Streptophyta; Magnoliopsida; Malvales; Dipterocarpaceae. The record is from the annotation of a GenBank genome assembly.